Solanum tuberosum (potato) is the source of this 2715-nucleotide messenger RNA. Its product is annotated as protein OBERON 3-like. Gene Ontology annotation, biological process: maintenance of root meristem identity; regulation of gene expression; maintenance of shoot apical meristem identity. Bases 912 to 2507 code for a protein of 531 amino acids. The record is from RefSeq and is a predicted model, not a curated record. The transcript is spliced from 4 exons. NCBI's taxonomy places the organism in Eukaryota, Viridiplantae, Streptophyta, Magnoliopsida, Solanales, Solanaceae. Gene Ontology annotation, cellular component: nucleus.
UUCUAGCAAGGAAGUGAUUAGGCUAUACCAGUAGUUGUUUAGCUGCUUCCAUUCUGUUUAAUAAGCCUGCUAUCUCCAUAUCUGUUCUCAUUUACAUAUAAUUAUAAUCGAAAUGAGCAUUCUCAAAAGGUCUUAAUUGCUCCUCCUUUCCUCUGGUUCUUGCAAGCACAAUUUGGAGAGUUUUUCAUAAUACGCUUUGUUCAGUUUCUUACUCUCCCGCCAAGCCAACCACUUUAAACUCACUGCCUCUCCUCGUGCAUCAUCUGCACAACUCUGAAACAUUCGUGUCUCUGCUUCUUUGAUGUGUACAAUGCUUCCAAAGCUAUUGGCCUCAUCUUUCUUCGAUCGUUUCACUGACCAUUGAUCUUCAACGUUUUCAUAGUUGUGAAAGAAGUGUUAAUAUUAUUUGGACAAGGAUCAACAGGUCUCAUAUCUUUUUGUUCGCUUGAAGAGCUUGUGUCAUAGAAUUUGGAUUUGGGAAUAAGGGAGGUCGAUGCAGUAAGAUCAGUAACUGCAUGUUUUCCAAGACUAGUUGGAUUACUAAAGUCUGACAGUCCGUCGCUGCCAGUUAAUUAAAGAAAAUAUAAAUUAGUAAAGAAAUGACAUGUUUUGUGUCAAUGAAACAUGAAGUGGACGCUGAAGAACUAAGCACAUGAAAAAUGCUUACCUGUGCUCCGAUAUGGUGGUGGUAACCUUGACAAAUGGUGAGUCGAAACGUGUUGAAGCUAUCUGAUCAAGAGACACAUUAAGAGAAGCAAUGGAAGUGUUAAGAAACAUGUUUGGGCCUGACAUUCUCAAUACCACUGACAUAUUAGUCCCACGUUGGUGGAAUAAUCGGUUUCAGCAUGGUAGCUAUACAGUAAUUACCUCAUAUAUGCAAAUCAUCAACUUGUCCAUGAUAUUAAGAUAUAAUGGUUAGUGGUCAGUCAGAUGCUUUGAGAGGAAGAGGUUCGGGAUAUUUGAAACGUUAUGGAGGAAAUGCACAUAAGCUUGCUAGGCAAGAGAAUUGCGGAAAAGGAACUAUUCGAUCAGUUCAUAGCAGGUUUAGGCCAAUUGGUGACGGUGGUGUUGCAUUGUCAAACCAUGUUGGUGGAACAUGGUUUGACAGUCGAGUGGUCAAUAAGGAAACAUGUAGUGAUCGUAUUCAUAGGACUACAAGCUCGGAUAACAAUUCAAUUUUCCUAUCCGACUUGUCUGCAAGGCCUAGAGUUGUUGACGGUCAGUCAAGGGAUUCGAGGAAAAGAGGCUCGGGAUAUUUGAAACUUUUGGAGAAAAGGGAUGGAGGAAAAGCAUACGAGGUUUCUAGGCAACAGAAAUUACUUAGAAGAAUAGUGUCAGAGCCUAUUCCUCUUAUGGCUCAGAUUGUGCAACAGCUUGAUGACGAAACAGUUGAAUCAACAAAAGAAUACUUGAGUAACCUAAUAACAAUGCCGGAAAGGAUAUAUGAGUUCAUUAGUCUUCAAAACAGACUCGAUGAGAGAUCUGAUCUUACCAAUCGGACUCUCUUGAACUGCCAUAAGAUCCAACUAGAAUUUUUGGUUUCAAUAAGAACAGGUCUUGGAAGCUUCUUAUCGAAAAACACCCGCCUUCUAACAUCAGAAUUGGUUGAAAUUUUCUUACUUGAAAGGUGUCGAAACAUUAAUUGCAGGAGGCUUUUGCCUAUUGAGGAUCGCGGUUGCAAGAUUUGUUCAACGAAGAAGGGAUUCUGCAGCGAAUGCAUGUGUCUUGUGUGUCUGAAAUUCGACUGUGCCAAUAAUACUUGCAGUUGGGUAGGGUGUGAUGCAUGCUUGCAUUGGUGUCAUGCUGUUUGUGGUAUUCGUCAAAAUCUUAUAAAGCCAGGUCCAAGUCUCAAAGGACCCUCCGGGACAACCGAGAUGCAAUUUUACUGUCUGGGAUGUGGUCAUGCCUCGGAAAUGUUUGGCUUCAUUAAGGACGUGUUCAUGUCUUCUGCAAAUGAAUGGGGUGAGGAGACCCUGAUGAAAGAGCUUGAUUAUGUUCGGAAAAUCUUCCAAGGGAGUGAAGAUUUUAAAGGCAAGGAGUUGCAUGUUAAGGCAGAUGUCUUGCAUACAAAGCUAGCUAUGAAGAUGAUUUCCCCUUCAGACGCCUGCGAUUUUAUAUUUCAGUUAUUCAGCACUAUCAAAACAAUUGAAGAUGAAUGGCCAGUGAAACGAUCAAAGAAAGAUGAGGUUGAUAGCUUGGGAAGCAUUGUACGCAUCAAAGAAGCAGAGGCACAAAUGUUUCAGAGUCAUGCAGCUGAUGCACGAGGAGAGGCAGUGAGUUUAAGGCAGUUGGCUCGGCUGGAGAGUAUGAAACUGAACGAAGUGUAUUAUGAAAAACUCUCCAAAUUGUGUUUGCAAGAAACGGAGGAAAGGAGAAGGAAAAAAAUGGAAGAUCUUAAGACCUUGGAGAACGCUCAUUCCGAUUAUUGUGAGAUGAAGAUGAGAUUGGAUAGAGAAGUUGCAGGCUUAUUAAACAGAAUGGAAGCCGCCAAACAGCUAUUGGUAUAGCAUAAUCUCUUCCUUGCCAGUUUCUCCAGUAAUUGUGACAGUUACUUAGUUUCCUUGUUGCAAGUUUUCUAAUAGUAAAUGGUUGGUGAAAUAUUAUAAGUCUUUGGAAUACCUUUAAGUUAUAAUGUUUGGUUCAUUUGUUUUUUUCCAUAUGAAACUAAACAUUAUUCAAUACAAUAUUUGGUUUUAGUUUCCUUUUCUGCAUAAA